Messenger RNA from Dalotia coriaria, 1400 nucleotides. RefSeq names its product prostaglandin E synthase Su(P) (gene Su(P)). The record is from RefSeq and is a predicted model, not a curated record. Gene Ontology annotation, molecular function: prostaglandin-E synthase activity. The transcript is spliced from 3 exons. NCBI's taxonomy places the organism in Eukaryota, Metazoa, Arthropoda, Insecta, Coleoptera, Staphylinidae. Gene Ontology annotation, cellular component: mitochondrion. The coding region runs from base 108 to 1268 and encodes 386 amino acids.
CGUAAUCAUUCAAAAAGUCACAUAUCUGGCUGAGAGGUUAUACAAUCUCGGCUUGUUAUCGUGAUUUAUUAAUAAACAGAAUUCAAUAAUUAUUAAACCUUGUCAAGAUGCUAACACGGCAGCUACGCCCAGCAAUUUUAAACGCCUUUCGAGCUGUUAACUUAGUAUUACGCGAUGUUUCCACAACUGGUCCGAAGACAGUAAAAAAGUCCGGUGUGCGACUUGGCAUGGCUAGCCUCACUGUUGGGGCACUUGUCGGCACCGGUUAUUCCAUCCACCAGCUUAAUAAACCCAGAUUACACAUACUAAAUGAACAGACAACUAUUGCUCUGAUUGAUAAUGUACCUCAGAUUGCUCCAACAAAAUCUUUUAAAUAUGUGGGUGAUACCAGUGGUUUAAAACUCACCCUGUUUCAAUAUCAAACAUGUCCAUUCUGCUGUAAAGUCAGAGCAUUCCUUGACUACUAUGGCAUUUCUUAUGAUGUUGUUGAAGUGGAUCCUGUUCUCAGACAGGCUACAAAAUGGUCUACAUACAAAAAAGUGCCCAUUUUGCUAGCACUAGUAGAUAAAGAAAAAGGCACUUACCAACCUCUUAAUGAUAGCACUAUGAUUAUUUCCUCUUUGGCUUCAUAUCUUAAAGAUCAAGACAGUAGCACAGACAAUGAUCUACAUAGUGUAGUUAAAUGUUAUCCUAGCAUGACUUAUCAGGAUGAGGAUGGUAGUGUCAAGUCCGAAAUCAUGAACAAGUAUUUCUUGAUGUUCAAUAACAAACAAGUUAGAGAUGAUGUCAAAGAAAAGUUAAAUGAAGAGCGUAAGUGGCGUAAAUGGGCCGAUGAUGUACUUGUCCAUGAUCUAUCCCCGAACGUAUACCGAACGAAAGCGGAAGCUCUACAAGCAUUCAAUUGGUUUUCCGAGGUUGGUGAAUGGGAGAAGAACUUCCCAAGCUGGGAACGCAAUCUGAUUGUUUAUGUGGGCGCUUCUGCAAUGUGGCUGAUAGGAAAACGCCUAAAAAAACGACAUAAUUUAAAGGACGACGUUCGUGAAUCUUUGUACGAUCAUUGCAACCAAUGGACGCGUGCUAUUAAAGCAAAAGGAGGAGAAUUCAUGGGCGGUAAAGAACCAAACUUGGCUGAUUUGGCUGUAUUCGGAGUUUUGUCGAGUAUUGAAGGUUGUGAUGCGUUCAAAGAUUUACUUCAGUAUUCCAACAUCAAGGGAUGGUACUUUUCCAUGAAGGAUGCUGUUAAACAACAUAAAGGUGCAGCGUUUUAACGGCACUAUUAUAAUAUAGGCAAUAUUCUUUAAUUUAAAAUACAAAAUACUUUCUUGUGCAUAUAUUAUACCUAUUAUACCUGUUUACUUAAUGACGAGUUGUAUAAAUUAAUAUACUGAUAAUGGAUUACA